CGCCGACACAAACACCAUGUCUCCCAAACCCCCCUAGGGGCUUGGAACAAAUUUCCCAGGGAAUGUCCAACCUUCUUGAGGAAGGUUUCCCAGGAAGAGUUCGCAGAAUUGCCACGGCGGUCUCCGUCCGAGGUCGGGGGCCUGUCCACAUUUCAUAUUCUGGCCAUGUCUUAAUCCAGGUCGGCACCACAUCAUUAGAGGUUGGGUUGCCUCGACAGGUAGCCGCCGAGGUCAACGCGAGGAAGCACGGGCAACCGGCGGCCGGUGUGACGGCGCCCGCCCAGCCAGACCGACUCGUGCAGAUGCACCUCUUCGUUACUCGGGCUCCGAACGCUGAGGACCCCCAGGCGAAAGGCCCUCCGCGCAACCCCAAGAAGAUCCAGCUCCACGGAGAUCAGACUGCUGCGCAGCGGCCUUACACCCAGGCAGAGCUGAUGGCGUGGAUGAAGCACCCGAAGACAAAGAGCGACGACAUGAAGGAAGUGUUGCAGAAACCCGAGAAGAGCAGGCCCAACCAGGUGGGCCACACGUUUGUGUGGAACGGCAGGCCACAGUGGAAAGCGCUGUUCGAGCACGUGAAGGGCGUUCACAAGCGGAAGUCUCCCGAAGGCGAGGCCCCCCAAGUCGGUGUGUUUUUCUGCGGUGCACCCGCCAUCGGCAAGGACCUCACGAGGAGCAGCCAAGCCUACUCCGACCAGGACAUCCUUUUCCGGAUCAUGAAGGAGAGCUUUUGAGCGCCAUGCAAUGUUCGUUCGCUUUCGGCAAGUUCUUGCCAUCACCAUGCAAAGGUGACGGGCGGCUGGCAUUAUGCCACCCCGUGUACCAUCGUAAGUAUGUCAAUGCCUGUUUUUCCACGAAGAACCUGCCACAUUGCCCGUCCGCCAAACUGCAAUACAGCAGAUAUUGACGUUGGCGUUUGGACAGUGUUUGGUUGUAGGAGCCUUCUGAACGCCAGCCGACAUGGGCGCGCACAAAGGCUGGCGUUCGUUACAGGCCAGCGCAAAUAUAUUCAAGAGCCGGCACAUUGUAUGUGAUCUGCAUUUUGUGGAGAACGUGUUGGAUUCGUCGUCGCCUGGAGAGUAUCGAACAUCCAUUUGUCUUCCCAGGACGCUUCCUUGCAUAAUCCUUGCAGGCCGCAGACUGACGAGCUGUUCGGCAGGUUCCUUUGGUGCAGCGACGAGAGAGCCUGACAUGUUGGGCCCAGCCAAGCCCUCGUACAGACGGGCCUCUUGGCUGCGGGACUGCGACAGCCACAGAGCAGCAAGGCCUAUGAAAAAUCAGAAGAUGCCCGGUGUUUGACUAUACUCUGCCAUCCCUGGCCGUUUGCAACUUGCCUCGCGGUCCAGCUCACGCCCUCGGCGCGCUGGUUCUCCCUGGGCUUCCCUCUGCUCGUCCUUGUCCCUCGCACCGACCUCACAACGCCAGUGUACAGUCAAGCCCUUACAGUCAGGCAUAUGAUUAACAGCUCUUGGAGAGCUGUGCCAGCAAUUCUUGACCAAAUUGCUUGAAAGCUGGCCCAGUUUCUUCAGCACGUUUGUCCCUCCAGCGUGAAC
Messenger RNA from Prorocentrum cordatum, 1553 nucleotides. Lineage: Eukaryota; Dinophyceae; Prorocentrales; Prorocentraceae. The record is from the annotation of a GenBank genome assembly.